AUCUGCUCCCAGUGAGGAGGAGGCUUCACAGGAGCGUCUCUCUCCUCCUCUGGGGUCCAUCCCUGUUCUUGCCACCAGGGCUCCGCUGCGGCCACAUCCCCACCGAGCUGCUGCAACUUGGACAACACGUUUCUUCUCCUCGCGUCUUUUUCUCCAAAUCGCUCCGGUGGAAGUUGAGGUCGCUGCUGAUGCUGCGCGAGGAGGAGCUGAGAACCAGAAGAACCGACACCAGUUGAGGAAGGGAUGAGCUCUCAGCAGCAAGGCAGCAGAGGUUGACUGGUUCAACGCCACCACAGCAUCACAGGGAUGGGCCUCCUCGCCGCUCGCCGCCCUGCACUCUCCAACACCCUCUGAUCCACGUGGCCCCUGGGACAUGGGAGGCACUGGGAGUGGAUGACACCAGCACAGAGCAGUGGGUUUUAGCUUCUGGGUUGUUCCGACCACUCGCUGAGAUGAAACCACAGACGUACCAGUUGCAGAUCUGAUCCCAAAAAAGACUCUCGCACCUCGACCACUGCCACCACACGCCUCCCACCCAAACCAAUGCUACAUCGCCAAGAGCAUGGGGUGCGUCAAAUCCAAGAGGAGUGACCCCGGGGCCCGGAAUGCAAACUCCACAGAGAAGACGCUCGGCAGAUCCCGGGGCGAGGAGGCCUACCUGGUCCACUCGGAGAUGGGCGCGGCGGAGGUCAGCCCGGUGCUGCUGGAGUACGCCCAGCGGCUCAGCGAGGAGAUCGUGGCCCGGGCCGUGCAGCAGUGGGUGGAGGUGGACUGCCGCUACAGUGACAUCCCGUACAUCGAGUGUGACGUGCCAUGACAGGGGCCGGGGGGUCACGUGGAAGAGGCCGGGUUGAGCCCCAGACUGCACCGGAGGUCGAGGUCAACAGACUCACACACAUUUGUUCAGAGUGGAUCAAUCAGGCGUCUACCUGCUGCGGGGGGGAAUAUGAACGAUUUGACCUCUUUCCAGAAUUGGAUUAUACUGGGAGAGCGCUGUAAAGCCCUGGUCCUGGGCGACCACAGCACUCUGAUCCUGCCCAUGUUUGUGUGAUUAUCUGUUUCAAAGCUGGAGCCUUACAGAGCCGAGCAUCUUCAGUUGGAAUAUCGUCUUUCCUCGGACCCUAUCCCCCCCCCCCCCCCCCCCCCCCAAGCGGGCUUUGGCUCUGCCUGGCUGGACUCGUGACGCAAAGCAAGAUAUUUCCUGGAAUCAUAAUGUUCCUCUUUGCCUGUGAAAGUCUAUCCCGUCCAUUGAUGCCGCACCGGGGGGGGGGAGGCCAAAGCUGUCUCUUCUUACGGAGGAAGUUAUUAAUAGAUCCCCUCAUUGGGUGAAGGCCCUCGUUUGAAAAACCUCCACCCGUCUCUCCAGGCCCUGAACACACCCAGCUCUCCGGAUCCUUCUGGUCCCACCAAAAAGUCCCCCGCAGGCUGGAGCUCUUCCCCGUAAUGGCCUCCCUGGAGAUCCUGUGGCAGGAGCUGCAACGAGGAGCAUCCUCCUCAGCUCAGUUCAACCCCCCCCCCCCCCCCACACACACUGUCAUUAGGCAGCCUCGACCGCAGCCCCUCCCUCCACCGGGACCUUCCUCUUAACAGUGUGUACAGUUGUAUUUCCUGCACUCCGGGAUGUUCUGUGUACACAACAGAGAACUUGGACUCGGACUCGGACGCAGGAGGACCGACACUUUUAAAGAAAAGGAUUUAAACAAAGUUAAAAACAUUUAAACAAAAACAAGCAGCUCCAGGUUUUCUGCUAACAUGUUGUAAUGUGUCAACGAUGUGAUGAUGUACAAACGCCUCACCUAGACAUACUGCCCCCCGCCCUCCAGGGGGCAACAGCACAAAUAAUCUGAUCUACAUUUCGGUCCCUUGUGUUGCUGCUGUACAACAAAGGGCAUCGAGAACAACACACACCCCGAGACAGAGUAGACACAUUUGGAAAUAGUUCAUAACCACCAACGUCCUUAAUGAAUGUGAACAGGAGCCGUGUCAUCAGAGGUCGGGUCAUCACUGGACCGAGGGAUAGUGAAGGAACCGACCGAGGCCUUGGAAGACAAAUAUCUAACUGAUGUCAGUGGGAUUUACCCAUAAUUCACCUGUUUGCUGAGUCAUCGGCUCAGACCGUUGUAACAAUCAUUAUGAAGUAACUGUAAAGAUCGAGCAGAGCAGCAGGAGCCGGUGAGAAUCCUCCCACACGAGCUCAGAAGCCAUAAAACCAGUGGCAGGUAAUUGUCACCACUUGCCUUCUCUAAUAACAGCAGCAUGAAACCAGUCAGUGCUGAUGAGUGACAGUCGAACACAGAGGCUGUUUCAGUGAGGAGCAGCAUCACCGAAUAAACCAGGAGCUUUAUGUGAUUUGAAAUCCACAGUUGAACAAGCCGUGGUGUUUCAGAGGUGGUUGAUCUGAAGGUUCCUCAAUCCCAUCGCUGGUGAAAGUGAAUCAGAAUUUGCACUAAUCUGAAUCGACAGAUUCAUUUCCUGGGCUCGUCCCAAACAUGUUGUGAGAGCAGCACAGAUUAAAGAAGACACUCUUGUCCAUAUGCCAUAUUCCUAAAUCUUAAUCGGAUGCCAUUUGUUGCGUUGGAAUGAAACGACGAAGGCUGAUCUCACUGCAGCGUGGAAAGAAAAGUCUUAAUUUCAUAAUAAUACUGAUGAUUUGAACUCAUUCAUCACAAUCAGUGCUCUGACUCUGCUGAUGUCAGAUGUUACGGGUCAGAAAUGUUUCAUUUCCUGUGUGAGAAGUUUUUUUUUUACAAACUGUUGCAUCAUCUGUUUUUAUCAGUUCACUAACGUUCAGCCAUUGAGCUGAUCAGAUCUGUGUCUCCACUACAAAGAGUCUGGAUUCAGACCCCGUGUGAACCGGUCUUCAUUUGGUUGUGAAGACACUCAUUGACAUAAUGCCUUCCCUAGCCUCUUGCCCUAACCCUGAUCAUUACAACUAAAUGCCUAAACCUAAUUCUAACCCUAAGUCUUUACCCUCAAAAAGCCAAUUUAAUUUGUGAGGACCAGCCAAAAAUGUCAUCACAAUGAUGGUAUUGAACCAAACUUUGCCAUCAUAACUAUAGCCAUACACACAUCCUUAGUUCAUCUGUCAAUUAUUUUGUUGACCAGCAAUCAGGAACACACUUCUUUGUGUGUUCAGAUCUGACACCUGCAGAUUAAUGUCAGAUCUUAAUAACAAAAUAUUGCAGCCCCAGUUUAAAUGUGUCGCUUUCAAGGUUCUUUGAUCUCCAGUGGAUUCCCUGCACCUCAAGUCUUGAUGAAGUCAAGCAAGUAAACGACCUCAGUGUAAGUUUCAGACACAAGAACUAUUCAUUUGUUCAGCAUCUUGAUUCAGUUAAGAGAGUUAAAGAGAUGAAUCACCUGACCCAGUGACACACGGCCCACGACAGGAAGCAAAGAAAACACACGAGCUGACUGAAAGUGGUAAAUUAACCUGUCAGGCUGUGAAGAUCAUUAAGUGUGAGUGCGUAUUCCCUCAUUACAAUAUUCAUUUAACAUGCAAACGGUACCAAGUGUAAAAAUCUGAAGAUGCCAAUAAAACUGAUCUAUGCCUUC
Molecule: messenger RNA, 3552 nt
Organism: Pleuronectes platessa (European plaice)
Lineage: Eukaryota; Metazoa; Chordata; Actinopteri; Pleuronectiformes; Pleuronectidae
Product: small membrane A-kinase anchor protein
Exons: 2
Coding region: 563-817 (84 amino acids)
Molecular function (GO): protein kinase A regulatory subunit binding
Source: RefSeq, a predicted model, not a curated record